Westerdykella ornata is the source of this 1107-nucleotide messenger RNA. RefSeq lists its product as uncharacterized. The record is from RefSeq and is a predicted model, not a curated record. Lineage: Eukaryota; Fungi; Ascomycota; Dothideomycetes; Pleosporales; Sporormiaceae. The annotation marks the transcript as partial. Gene Ontology annotation, molecular function: protein-folding chaperone binding. The transcript has a single exon.
CUCGACUUCCUAACCACACCGCGCUUUUCCGACCCCACGUACCUCACCACCCUCUCUCUGCUGCUCGCCGCCGUCUUCAUAACCAUGUCAUGGUUUUCCCGAGCUGGAGGGAGCUGGGGCGCAGGCCGCUUCUCCCCCUUCGGCCGCACGUCCUCGCCGCUCAACGGCACCGGCGAAGUGUCCGAUGAAGGAUACUCGUAUAUCACCAAGGAGGAUCUGGACCGCGCGGACCGCAACCCGGAGCGCGAAUCCGACGUGCUCGUCUUCAAGCACGGGCGCACCAACUACCCGGUGCAUUUUCCAAAGGAUAGUAUAAGGGAUGGGGAGGUGAGGGUGAAGGAUGUGAGGAGUGCGGCGGCGAAGGCGAUGGGGGUGGGGGACCCCGGGAGGGUGAGGAUGUUCUUCAAGGGGCGGAAUUUGAAGGUCGAUGACAGGAUGGCGAGGGAGGAGGGGUUGAGGGGGGAUGGGCCCGGGAGCGAGAUCUUGUGCGUUGUGGGCGAGGGGAGUGGGAGGGCGCACACCAUGGCUCCUGGGUCCGAGGAUGUAGGUGCCAGACCUGGAAGGGGGGAGGAGGGAAGUGAGGAUGAGGAAUUCGAAGGCGGAGAAGGGACCGAGGAUGGAGGUGUUGCUGUUGCUGGCGGCAAGAAGAAGUCCCGUCGACGCGGCAAGAAGAAUAAGAAGAAGCAACCCGCCUCUCCAGCACCACAAACACACGCCUACUCCAACGCCACCUCGACGGCCGCGGAGUUCCUGCCCACUCCAACCCAGGCCUUCCCCCCUCGCCCCUCCUCCACAUCCGCCCCGUCGUCCCAGCCCACCUCCCGGGCCCCAACCCCUCAAACCCCGCUCGCAAAACUCGACGCCAUCGCUAGUAAAUUCCACACGGAGCUGGUCCCGCUGUGUGUACAGUUUAUCCAGGAUCCACCCGAGGAGAAGGCGAAGCGGCAGUUUGAGUACAAGAAGCUGAGUGAGACGAUAUUGACGCAGGUGCUCCUGAAGGUGGACGGGGUGGAGGCGGAGGGGGAUGCAGAAGUGAGGGCUAGGAGGAAGGACUUGGUGAGGGAAGUACAGGGCAUGUUGGGGAAAUUGGAUGAGACGGUCAAGUAG